Messenger RNA from Sycon ciliatum, 1363 nucleotides. RefSeq lists its product as uncharacterized. The transcript has 3 exons. Lineage: Eukaryota; Metazoa; Porifera; Calcarea; Leucosolenida; Sycettidae. The record is from RefSeq and is a predicted model, not a curated record. Bases 160 to 1020 code for a protein of 286 amino acids.
CCGGUGCACUCGGAUCCGCCACGGCAGCCGGUGAUCACUAGCGUGGAGAGCACGGACAACGCCGUCACGUACAGCUGGACAUUGCUGGGCGACGGCGAGGGCAAUGGCGGCGCGCGGACACCAUUCGUCACCGAGGUGUCGGUUGUGAGUCAUGACUUCAUGUACGGCAAGCGUGUGCUCUCCGGCGAGACUUCCGUCUCGUUCGACAACCUGCAGCCGCACCAGCAGCACCGGAUCACGGUUACGACGAAGCGUGGAUCGCAGACCCGGUCAAGCCAGAGAACAGUCCUCACAACAAGUCUGGAUGUCAAAUGUCCACCGGUGAUUGACGUCGCACUGAAGGCAUAUGCGUUCAAUGCCCACCGAGCACCACCGACGGCGUACAGCAUGCGUGCAAAGUGCAACACAACCAUUCCAGUGGCCGACGCGCACAUCCAGGCACCCGACUUCAUCAAGGCGCGUGGAACGAACAGCUCACCGAAGGCCCACAAUCACAUUCGCCUGUCAAACCGUCGCAACCACCAAGUCAUGCCUCUCAAGGAUGAUCAGCAUUGUAUACGUGUCAGUGCUGCACAAAAGCAACCGGUGCAGUCGUGCUUCAAACUCAAUGUUACCCGACCUCUAACAGCAGUAAUCCAGGAUGUGCUGUGCCGCUCCCGGAACUGUUCGGCAAUGGGAGUGUCCACGACGAGCGGUGCGAAUUCAGGGACGCGCAGGAUCCUAGGCUGCUUCGUCACCGGCUAUCCACUGCCGCGCAACGACCAGGUGCAGUGGACGUACGACGGCGAGCAGCUGUCCCCUCGCGCACAUGCGUCCUGGGUGCGUCGAGUGCUAGGCUGCCGUGCCAUCAAGCACCAUGGCGAGGACGUGCGGCUCUGCAAGGUGAAAGUGAGCGCCGCCAGCUUCCUGGGUGUCAACCCGCGCCUGCUUCGGUGCAGUGCACACAACGACCACGGCAACACCGCACAGACCAUUGGCACGUCUAGCCUGCUAAACAGAACAGAACUUCAUCACGUCUAGCCUGCUAAACAGAACAGAACUUCAUCACAACGUCUAAAGGAAUACUUCAGGCAACAUUAUAUACAAUAAAUCACCCAAUCAGUACUAUUUAAUCCGAACUAGAAUUUUCCUAUUCCAUCAUGACAUCAUCCACAGAUCUCUAUCGUUAAUCCUUCAUAAAAUAUUCCCGGUACCUCACUAUCAGGCACUCACGUCACUGAUUGGCGUGAUCGCAUACUUAUCUCAUGUGCUAUCAUUUCAAGAAGUAUCCACAUAAUCAUUGUUUCAGCUGGUUUUCCUCCAGUUUUAUGAACAGCAUAAGGCUAAAAUAAUUACUGGUCUGCAAGCUCCGGCCCACAACUCA